UAGUAGUCUUGGGGUGUUCUUCUUCAAGGCAGGUUUUAUUAUUGAGAAAAUGGCGAUAGGACUCAAAUCGUUAAGAACUACUAUAGCGGAUAUAUCGUGUAUUUUUGAUAAAGGAAAAGAGUAAAUUUCGAAUAUUUAUAAAGUGGAAAGUGAUUAAUAAAUGUUGUAAUUGUUUUUUGGACAAAUCUAAAAAUGGAAAGUCUCGUUAAUAAAGAUAACUUUGCGCAAGAGAAUCAAAAAAAUUCAGUAAACUUGGAAAUUGUCGAUGUGAAUACAUUGAUCGUAAAUGCAAACGCUACUUCUCCCAACAAUCAUGUUUCGGAACAGAAACAACCACAAAAGACAAAACGCAAACACCGGCGUGGCAAGCCAAAGCCAAAAAAUGCCAACAAGCCAUACAAAAAUUGGAAAUUUCAGGUACCGCGACCAAAUUUCAAUGGAUGUGGCGGUGGUAUGAACAACAGGAAUGGAGCACGUCCCAAAAUCCUGCGGUCACGAUCAUUGGUGCCAUACAAUACGAAUAAAUUUCUUAUGGAAGAGCAUUUGGCGGAAGUGCCUAGUUCGCUGCUAACACCCUCUGGCCGUACACGUGAUUCAAGUUUUUCUGUCGAUUCAGAAGAUAACUACUUCUUCUCAUUGCCAGAAGACGAGGAAGAAUUUCUAACAAAGGAGUUUGCGAAUGUCUAUGAAAAAGCUCGUGUUGAACGAUUGGAAAAUUUGACUAAACAACAACUUAUAGAGGAAUGUCUGCAAAUUGAGGAUCGAUACUCAUCAGACCAAGGACGACAACAACAAUUAAAUGCACAACGUAUUAGUUCAGAAUUUAUGUCGAAGAUACGGAUUUUGGAGGAAAAAGUACGAGAACUAUCACGUGAAAAUUAUAAUUUACGGUGUCAAUUAAUGCGCUCAGCUGCAAUGGCUGUUGCCGCUUCGCCUCCCUCUGCUGCACCACCCACGGGAGCUGCCUGUCAACCUACGCCCAUGGACUCUUCUAGUGUUGAUAGUGAAAGUGACAGUUCUAGCUCUUCCUCUUCUUCGUCUUCAUCUAAUAGAAGUGCAGGACUCCAACGUAAUAAUAACAUACGACAAAGACGAGUUAGACGUAGCUGUUCUUCACGUGGUUCCUUAAGUGAUUAUCGAGCUUCUAAUGAAAAUGAUCAAAUGGAAAGUGAUGAAGGAGAUAAUAUAGUGAAUGGUGCUAAUGUUAUUGACGCAAAUGCCGAAAAUAAGUAUCAACGAGCUUUGAUAAAUUUUAAUUGUGAAGGACCCCAAUCAAAUGCAAACGAUAGAAGCAUUGUUGUUGAUGCAGAAAUGGAGGAUGACUUCCCAUCAUUUUCACCUAUUUUAGACAGUGUAGAAACCGCACAAUCUUUGGAGAAUGUAGCAGUUCCUUUAGAAGUCCCUCAAUAUAACAAAAAUGUAGAAGCAACCGAAAGCGGCGAACAAAAUUGAACACAAUAUCGUGAAUAUAAGUAUUUGUAAAAUAUUUUUCACAUUGUUUACCGUACCAUUUUGCUAAAAAUCUAAAACAUGACAACUAUACGCAGUCAUUUUUUUGGUGUUAAUGAAGCUUUCAAACAUAAAGUGAACCAAAUUGUGUCUAACUUAAAAAUAUCUACAUUUAAUAAAUAGUGUUGAUCAUGUUAAUGAGGCUUAAAUAAUUGUUCUAAGAGAAUUUUACAUUACAUUUUAUUGUGCUAUUAAAUUUUGUGUAUACGAUUAUUAAAACCAUUUAAAUUUUGGCCGGAGACUUAAAUAUUAAUAUAUGUAAUAUGGAAAGCCUAAAACAUUUUAAUUAAAAGCUAACAAUUUCAUUUCGUUUCAAUUAUAAUUGAUUUUAUUGUACGUAUUGCUAUAAUACAAUUAUAAGGUAUUUUAGAUAAGUGGAACAAUUAUUCAAGGUCUCACAAAAAAACAAAAACAACAAAGUAUGAUUACUAUUUUUGACUUAUUUUUAUUUGGUUCUUUAUGUUAAAAAGCUCGCUGGUGUUAUAACAUAUUUUCAAUCACAUUUAUGCAUUUUUAGUUUUAGAAAGUGCAUUUAUUAUUUAAAUUACGAAUUUUCUUCGCCUCAUGUAUACAUACAUUUACAUAAACUAAAAUAAUGCUAAGAUGUGAACUUGCAUUGGUAAAUUUAUUAAUAUUUUGUAGACAUUAACGAAAAUAAAUUGUACACAACCCAAAAGCAAAAUUUGGAAACGUACAAACUUUUUGUACAAA
Messenger RNA from Bactrocera tryoni, 2220 nucleotides. RefSeq names its product protein HEXIM1 (gene Hexim). The coding region runs from base 193 to 1452 and encodes 419 amino acids. Gene Ontology annotation, cellular component: nucleus; cytoplasm; nucleoplasm. The transcript is spliced from 3 exons. Gene Ontology annotation, molecular function: cyclin-dependent protein serine/threonine kinase inhibitor activity; 7SK snRNA binding. Lineage: Eukaryota; Metazoa; Arthropoda; Insecta; Diptera; Tephritidae. The record is from RefSeq and is a predicted model, not a curated record. Gene Ontology annotation, biological process: negative regulation of transcription by RNA polymerase II; negative regulation of cyclin-dependent protein serine/threonine kinase activity.